Solanum lycopersicum (tomato) is the source of this 1027-nucleotide messenger RNA. RefSeq names its product nudix hydrolase 2-like. The record is from RefSeq and is a predicted model, not a curated record. Gene Ontology annotation, molecular function: ADP-ribose diphosphatase activity; NADH pyrophosphatase activity; NAD binding. NCBI's taxonomy places the organism in Eukaryota, Viridiplantae, Streptophyta, Magnoliopsida, Solanales, Solanaceae.
AAGCUACUCUAAAUCAAUUUCUCAUAUAUUUUGCUAAUUGCUCAUAAUUAAUGGAUUCUUUUGAAGAGGCAUCAAUUGACAUGAAAAUGGAAAUAUUUGAGGCAAUUGAAGAUAAUUAUGGUGGAGUUAUUGUGAAUAUGAAGAAAGAGGAGUCUAUGGAUUUUCUUAAAUUUCAUACUAUGCUCAAGGCUUCCAUUUCUCAUUGGAGGAUAAAGGGAAAGAAGGGUGUUUGGAUUAAGUUACCUAUAGAACUUGCUCAUCUUGUUGAUGCAGCAGUAAAGGAGGGAUUUUGGUAUCAUCAUGCAGAGGCAACAUAUUUGAUGCUUGUUUAUUGGAUUCCUCAUGAAAUUCCUCAUACUUUUCCUGCUAAUGCUUCUCAUCGUAUUGGUAUCGGUGCUUUCGUCCUCGAUCAAGACGGACAGGUACUUGUAGUUAAAGAGAAAUCUGGAAAUGUGACUGGGACCUGGAAGCUUCCUACUGGUGUAGUUGAUGAGGGGGAGGAUAUAUGUAUGGCAGCCGUUAGAGAAGUGAAAGAAGAGACAGGAAUUGAGACAGAAUUUGUUGAACUUCUUGCCUUUAGACAAAGUCACAAAUCAUUCUUUGGAAAAUCAGAUUUGUUCUUCAUAUGCAUGUUGAAACCACUUAAUUUCACUAUCAACAAGCAAGAUGCUGAGAUUGAGGAAGCUAAGUGGAUGGCAAUGGAAGAAUAUGCAAGUCAAUCAAAGGUGAACCAAAGUGAACUCUCUAAAAUGAUAGCCAAUAUAUGUAUAGCCAAGAAAGAGGAAAAAUACACUGGCUUCUCUGCUCUUAUUACAACUAGUGGACAUUCUGCCAAGAAGUGCUAUUUAUACUCUAAUAAUAUAUAGUAUAUGAUACUCAUAAUAAUAAAAGUUUUAUGAUCUUUUAUGCAUAUGUUUGCAAUAAGAAUAAUGUUUGUAAUAAGAUUUUUCCCUUUGGAAGAAUUAAGAUUCUAGUUUGUUUGAUCAUAUAUAAUGUUUUGGCAAUUGAUAUUGAUGUAUGUUUUCCA